GACUGUCUUUACUGGCCUGAGAGUAGCAGUGAGUUUAUUGGAGCUGAUGUCAGUUGUUUUCCUGGGUUGGUCUGUGGCUGGUCUGUAUAAAAACAUUAAAUCUACAGAGGCACUGACUGGUGCCGGUGUUAGUGCUGAAGUUUCAUCGAUGAAAUGCACCCUCUGGACCACCCCUUGUUUACCCGUAUUCUCAGUGUAUGGAGACUUUGUCAUUGGAGCUGUUUUCUCCAUUCAUGUUAAACUGCUCACWGUGAAUAAUAAUUACACCAUCAAGCCUGAGCCUCUAAGAUGCACAGGGAGUCUUCUUGCCCCACAAUUUCAUUUUGCUCGAACAAUGAUCUUUGCCCUUGAGGAAAUAAAUAACAGCACAGAGCUGCUGCCAGGCAUCAAACUUGGAUAUCAGAUCUAUGAUUCCUGUGCUUCAGUGUCUGUGGCCACCCAUAUAGCGUUUCAUCAAUCGAAUGGUCAAGAUCCUGUGUUUUACAAGGGCAGCAAUUGUUCCCAAAAUGGUGUUGUGAUGGCUGUUGUUGGAGAAUCUGGAUCAACUCCAUCCAUCAGCAUGUCACGAAUUUUUGGACCCUUUCAUAUUCCUCAGGUGAGCCACUCUGCAUCUUGUGCCUGUCUGUCAGAUAAGCAGCAGUUCCCAUCGUUCUUCAGAACAAUUCCCAGUGAUCAGUUCCAGGCUGAUGCUCUGGCCAAGCUGGUGAAAAACUUUGGGUGGACUUGGAUCGGUGCUGUUCGGUCUAACUCAGAUUAUGGAAACUAUGGCAUGGCAUCUUUUCUUGCAGCAGCACAGAGAGAGGGGAUCUGUGUGGAGUACUCUGAAUCCAUUUACUGGACUGACCCUCACAGCAAGAUCCAGAGAGUAGCUGAUGUUAUUCGCAGGUCAACAUCAGUGGUUGUUGUGGCAUUUGCAGAUGGUCCAGAUAUGAGGAUCCUGUUGAGCGAACUGGCUCGGGAUCCUCCUCCACCUCGUCAGUGGAUCGGAAGUGAAGGCUGGAUACCUGACCCAUAUUUUACUAGUUUCAGUUUCUGUGAAGGAGCCAUCGGAGUUGCCCUUCCACAAUCUGUCAUCCCAGGUCUGAGAGACUUCCUGCUGGGUCUCUCUCCCAGAGAAGUAGCUGCCUCCUCAGUGCUUACUGAGUUCUGGGAGGAUGCAUUCAAUUGCACACUGAGUUAUAAUAAUUUAGGAAGGCAAGUGUGUAAUGGAACUGAAGAUCUAAAGACUCUCCAAAACACAUACACCAAGAUAUCUCAGCUAAGAAUGACUAACAUGGUGUACAAGGCUGUUUAUGCAGUAGCUCAUGCCAUUCACAAUGCAGUGUGUCAGAAAACUAAUUUUACCACUUGGUGUGACAAAAAAUUUAUACUGGAAUCAAAACAGGUUUUAUCUGAAWUGAAAAAAGUAAAUUUUUUGCAAAAUGGUUUUCCUGUGUCAUUUGAUGCUAAUGGAGAUCCCAUGGCUUUUUAUGAGCUGGUCAACUGGCAGAAGAGUGAAAGUGGAGUUAUGGAGUUGAUAGCUGUAGGAUACUAUGAUGCAUCACUGUCAAAAGGCCAAGAGUUUUGGAUCAACAGGAACAUAACCUGGAUGGAGGGUAGAACAAUGGUAAAAAGCCUAUGGACAAAGGUUGUAUGAUAAAGYUUUAUGAAUCUGCUUAAUGUAAAAAAAUAUUUUUGUUUCACUAUAAUAGGUACCAGUGUCAGUGUGCUCUGGGAAUUGUUCCCCAGGAACUCGUAAAGUGUUGCAAAAAGGAAAACCCAUCUGCUGCUAUGAUUGUAUAC
Messenger RNA from Austrofundulus limnaeus, 1782 nucleotides. RefSeq names its product extracellular calcium-sensing receptor. Gene Ontology annotation, biological process: G protein-coupled receptor signaling pathway. Gene Ontology annotation, molecular function: G protein-coupled receptor activity. The coding region runs from base 47 to 1636 and encodes 529 amino acids. The record is from RefSeq and is a predicted model, not a curated record. The transcript has 6 exons. Gene Ontology annotation, cellular component: plasma membrane. NCBI's taxonomy places the organism in Eukaryota, Metazoa, Chordata, Actinopteri, Cyprinodontiformes, Rivulidae.